CAGUCCAAGACCCCGCCCACGCCGAAGCUCCGUUGCUCAGCAACGCGUAAACUUUUAAGAACGGAGACAUUUCCAAACAAACGCACGUCCGGGAGACUACUUGACCUGUUCGUUUCUUGGGCAUUUGGCUUUCACAUUUAUCACACCAAGUGCAAUGUCCAAGACACAGCCAAAGAAAAAGGAGUCCUCUUCUAGCAAAGUCUCUUUAUCCGACCGACAGACUGAAGCAGCCUCCUUAGUUGCCACUUCCUCUGAGAGCCUAGGAGGUGUGUGGCGGAGCAGAUUCCCCAUUUGGCCUGAGUGGAACGAUGCAGAAGUCAACAAGGAGAAAUGGGAUUCAAGUAAAGGAGCCGAAGAUGGAAAAACAAGCAAGAGUCCUAAUGCUCCAUUUUAUGAAGAUCCUGAGGGAAAAAUUUCCCUGCCUCUGUCUUUGAAGGUGCACUCCUGGAAACGCCCAGCAGAGUUUAUUGCCAACAAGGGUCCCAUUGUUGUUCAAAAUCAACAGACAUUUGACCUGAUCUCCCCCAAUGAUCAUCUGAUUUGCAGUGAGCUGAUGAGGUGGAUCAUCAGCGAGAUCUAUAUUGUCUGGACGCUGUGUAACAGUAAAUCUACUGGGCAAGAUGGUUGGAAACCUUGGGAGCACAUCUACUCGCUGUGUAAGGUGGUGAAAAAUCACGUGCCACUCUACAACAACUAUGGGAAAUACUUGGUCAGACUCUACUGGAUGGGUUGCUGGAGGAAGAUAACAGUAGAUGACUGCAUGCCAUUUGAUGAAGACAAUAACCUUCUCCUUCCUGCCUCUGCCUGUCAGUCAGAACUGUGGCCAAUGUUGUUGGCUAAGGCUCUCAUUAAAGUGGCCAACACGAACGUAGUGUCAGAGGUCUGUGGGGAGAUGGGUGAGUUCACCUUUAUCCACAGCCUCACAGGCUGGAUCCCAGAAAUCAGGCCUGUAAAACCUGUAUACUUGGGAAAAAUCUGGGAUUUCUUACGAGAGACCAUUCCUGUAUUUACUCACACGGAUGAGAGUUUGCCAGAGACAAAGCCUCAGACUGCAGAUCCAACUGCAGGGAGAGAUUCCAGCCUGAAUGACAGCAAGAGCCAGCUGCCAGAGAGAGAGGAAAGUACCCCAGAGGUAGUGGUGUGUGCCAGCUACUACCCCUUUCAGCCACAUAACAACUCCUUUGAGUUUGGCCAAAUGGCUAAUUCCUCAGAGUUCCUGCGUCGGUACAGUCUCUCCUUGCUCUACAGUCACAUUACCCUGUUGACCAGAACCCGGGCCUGCCCGUUGGAGGCACCACCCCAACCACCACCUGUGCCCCGCUGGAAACUCAUCCGUCAGCGCAAGGAGACUGUAGUCACUGAUGAACCACGGAAGCUCCCUUUGUCAAAACCGGAGCAGUUCGUUGAGAUUGCCAGCCCUUUUCUCUCCUACCGUGUCAAGAGCAGCAUUGGCUCGAUCCCAGAACUAGAGGCCAAGCAGAGCGCUCAGAGGAAGCAUUCCUACGGAUCCCCUCUGGUGUCCAUUGCUGAGAGAGAGGAGACUGAAUGCCGAGAAGGCCUUGAGCCUGAUGCAACUGAACGCACUGCUAACUCACCAAACAGUACAGACAAAACAGAGGUUACUGCAGAGGACGGCAAGAAGGACGAUGAUGAAAUCUCCACUGAUCGACCCAAAACUGCAACAAAGGAGCCUGUAACUGAGGAUCUCUCAGUUCCUGUCAAACCCAUUCUGCAGGAGACCUGGGUGGACCUGGAUGACUUUGCUAAAUGCUUUCAGACUCUGUUGGUGUUCCAUAAAUCACAGAGCUACACACAUCAUAUCCAUAAGUCUCAUUUUAAGAGCACCGUCUUGUCCAAAACUGUGACAGGUAGCAGCAGCACUGGAUCAUCUACACACCUUACCACCAUCCCUGUGACAUCUGCUGUUGCAAGCCCUGACUGUCCAGAAGUAAGAGGCACUCACUACCUCUGUGUGGACAGCCUGCAACCUUCCCAGAUCCUCAUCAGUUUCUCUGCUCUGCUUCUCUGGGGAGAUACAGCUGAGGAGAAAAAGGAAAUGUCAGCAGCAUGUAAGUCUGCAGUUCUUAUCGCUCAUCCGCACUCCUGGAAGAGUCUGCAGUCUCAGCUGCCUGUUCUCACUAUCAAGACCACCUCCUCCAAGGCAGCCAUGCUUAACUUACCUCCAGGGCGUCAUGUGUUGUCCUUCAACACAAAGGCAGCACUGGGCUAUCACAUCCACCUGUGCAGCAAGACACCUUUCAUCUUUGGGGAUGAAGAAACCAUAAUGUCACAUCUUACCAAGGAAAGUACUCGUUUUACUGAGCAGGCCUCGUCCAUCAUGAGAGCCCUGUCCAGAGUGGUGGCUUCCUUUACUGGUGAGCAGGACCAGCCAGCAGCCAGAAGAACCCUAGAAGAGGCUCAUUGUCCUCAAAACAUCAACACUGCCCUGGGAAAAUGGGAACACCACAAGGUUUUCAACUCUGCAGUUUACCACAUGCUGUGUGAGGCUCUGGCCAGGAAGCUGACAGCAGAGGAGCGAUUUGCUGUUCUGGCCCUCACUGUUGACCCUUUACUCUUGGCCAGUGGCCACAAAGAAGACUCCCCUGCAUUAGAUGCAGAGUCAAAACCUCCAGAAAACUGGAGAGACAGGCAGGCGACAGACAAGGAGGUCAAGGCAGUCACCAUUCUGCAGGCUGGAUUCAGAGGGCACUUGGUGCGAGAAAUCCUUAAUUCCUCAAAACCUGGCACGAAGGAGAACCUCAGCGCAUCUAAGAUCCUUUUAGACAUGUGGCCGAAGGUUGAAUCAGAUGCAGACAAACAUGCUGUCUUUUUGCUACGGUAUAUCAUUGACCACUCUGAGAGGGAAGCGGAGCUCUACCCUUGUCAGCAGGAUGAAUGGACCCGAAUCACUUUCACUGAUUACUCUGUCUCUCUUCAAGACACAGCCAACUCCUGGGUCUUGGUCUUCAGAGAGGUAUUCCACGUUCAUAAGGAAAUGCAGCUAGUACCAAAGGUCUACUCCCCAAUCCCUAACUGUCUGCUGCACGUCAUAAAUAAUGACAUAGGAGAGGAGCUGGACAUGGUCUUCAACAAACUAGCGACCCAUGUCUACCAACCCAACAAGCUUGGUUAUACCUUUGUAGCAGAGGCUGUCACACCUGAAUCCCCUCCUGCUGGGGCCAAGUGGAGGAUGCGCCUGAUUGGCUUGAGGGAACCCCUUCCAAAACUAUCCCAUGAGGCUCCACUCAACACGUUCUCAGUGAAGGAAUUCCGGGAUUAUUACAUUCCCAAUGACAAAAACCUUAUAUGUCGUUACCCUGUGCAGGUGACAACAGACAUCCUAGGAACAAUUCAGUUUCAGACUUCCAAGCCUGAUGUCUUGAUACAUCUGUCCAUUCUGGACCAGGAGAGAGAGGUAGCCAGCAGCACUGGGAGAGGCCAUGUGGUAAUUCCUGUUUUCUGCUUCCUGGCCAACAAAGAUGAGAAGAACCAGAAAGGAUGCUCCACCGAGGACAAGGGAGUCAAGGUGGUAGACACUCCCCAACAAAGAGAUGGAAAAUCAGACUCUGCGUCUGACCAGCACCAGCCUCCCACAGAGACUAUGGGUCAUAAGUAUGUGGUGCAGGCAGAGGUGCUUUAUAAGAGCUGGGAGUUGGAUGAAUCUCAGUUGGCUUUUGUCCAUAUGCUCAGAGAAUUGGAGAAGAAUGAAAUGAGAGUGUACAAGCCGGAGGACUUCAGAUGUUCAUCUAUCACUGACACUCUGAGCCGUGAUGGGCAGAAGUCUGACACACCCAAAACCAACCGCAAAGGCGAAGGUGACAAGGAGAAGGGGAAGCCAGCUGUCAUGUCCAAAUCUGGCUCCAGGCAGGGCACGAGCCUUGACCUGACUAAGCCACACUGGACUCUGCGUGUGGUCAGUGACAAGAGUAAAGCAGAGAGCAUCGAGGUGAAGAAGGACACAGAGAGAAUAGACCAGAUUAAAUCCAUUAAAAAAGCAUGGGAAAUGGUUGAGCCCGGCCGCUGUACCAAGGCUUUCCAGUCUCGUCAGCAGUUUCUAAAACAAGUCCAACAUCCAACAAGUGAGGAAGCUGCUACAGAUGAUGCAGAAAACAGAGAACCUGCUGUUUCCAGGUCUGGUCCUGACACCCCUCUCAAUCCAUCCAAUCAAAAGUUGACCGAUACCUCCUCCACCUACCUCCACAUGGAUUACACACCCUUCAUCAGACGCCAAAAAGAUUUUCCAGUGCUGAUGGACUCACAGAUGGAGGAGAUCCAGCAGAGGGAGCACUUAGAAAAGAUCCAGACUUACCGUUUGAUACGAGAGAAUGUGCUGGAGCACCAAAAACAGCAGGAGCUCAACAGGAAGGAGCUAAUGAGACGCCCACUGGAGAUGUAUGAGAACAUGCAGGCAGCCUUGUGGCAGUGCUGUAAGAAAUUUCUCGAUGCUUGCGAGGCUUUUAGUAGCCGUCAGAUGGCGGCCGUGAAAAAGGAACAAGAAGAGAAACAAGCACUGGAGGAGGCCCAGCAGGCAGUUCUAGAAAAAACAACCCCCACCCCUGCUGCCACCCAGCAGCCCAACAAACGUGCCAAGAGUGCUGGCAAGAAGAAAUGAUGGUUAUUGGCACCGAUUUCCAGUCUCAAUUCACCUCUCAGACACCUCUCAACAAGUCUGUUAGACUGAAUACUGAAGGAUCUUCAUUUAAUCACAACAUUGUGGCUUGUACUUGAUGAGACAACACUUGACCAAAAGAUUGUUGCAACACCUAAAUCAAAGCUGUUUGCUGCUAUUGUCUUUUCACUUUAUGAGUAUGACACUAAGGACUCUAAAAAGUUAGUUUGUUCAUUUUUUUGUUAUUUUUACCAAAGAUGCUCGUACUUUCAUAAUAUUUAUACUGUGCGCUAUCCCAUAUUUAAUCAUAUUCUUAUAGCACACAUCUACAGCAUAUCCUUCAUCUUGUUGUCUAUAACCCGUAUUAAUGGAGCCACAGUUCAGCUACAAAAACAAUCUUUAUAGUCUUUGUUCAUUUUCCUGUAGAACAUAUCAAAUAUUAUAAAUUCUAAAUGACAAAUUGGCUGUGUGCAGACAUGUAAAUCCACUUUCCCUUCCAUUGCUCUGAGAAUGUCAAGCCAUCUUACUCGCAAUGUAUGGCUCUGACUUUUCAAAGCCCAGUAUGCUUGAUUACAUUCUGCAGAUGUUUUGUUUUCUUGAAGGUCACUGUAUUGACUGCGUGAUUCAAGGCAUGCUGGAUCCAGCCAACCUCCUGCAAGCUGAGUGGUACUGAUUGAUUGGUUGAUUGAUACAUUCUUGUUGAUAGAAGCCCACAAGAGUCCAUUUGUACAAGACAAGGACAAAGUAAUGUGUAUGAAGAAUGCAACAUGGGUAGGUGGCAGAUCUUAAGAGCAACAUGGCAACUAUUGAGUACCAUAAUCCCAGAGGCUGAAGGGAAUGCAUUUCAGAUCAGAUGGUUAGGUUUAUGAUAUGUAUAAACUGUUAAUCAAUCUGUUCUUUUUUUUCCAAAUGAACUUGGUUUGGUAAAGGAAGUUCCCUUUAUCUUAGCUUAGUAUUUGGAGUGCCUCUAGUUGGUCUCCAUCCCACAGAGAGAGUUAGCUGAUCAGCUGAGGAAUGGGAAGCUAAAUUGGAAAUGAAAGGGAAGAGGGUGCCAUCUAGUGGCUAUGGACAUUAAUAAAUUCUCAU
Molecule: messenger RNA, 5695 nt
Organism: Lates calcarifer (barramundi perch)
Lineage: Eukaryota; Metazoa; Chordata; Actinopteri; Centropomidae
Gene: adgb
Product: androglobin
Exons: 35
Coding region: 155-4612 (1485 amino acids)
Biological process (GO): proteolysis
Molecular function (GO): calcium-dependent cysteine-type endopeptidase activity; protein binding
Source: RefSeq, a predicted model, not a curated record